AUGGGACAGCUUGCCAGUGCUCAAAACACUAGACCAGCUGGAGCUCUUCCAAGUGAUACUGAGCCCAAUCCUAAAGCUCAAGUCAAUGCGUUUACCUUGAGAAAUGGAAGAGCACUAGAAGAAGUUCCAAAGAAAAAGAAGAAUACAGAUCAUCCUGAAGGAGAAUUAGCUCCCAAGCCAGUUGAGGGGAAUGAGCAAGAUGAUAAAAGACCCAAGCCAGUAAUUGAGAGUAGGCCACCACCUCUGUUUCCACAAAGACUGCAGAAGCAAAGAGAUGAUGCUAAGUACAAGAAAUUCCUAGAUAUUUUGAGCCAAGUGAGUGUGAAUCUGCCUUUGGUGGAAAUUUUGCAGGAAGUGCCUAAGUAUGAAAGUGCCACAGUUCAGAGUAAAUUUCCUCCUAAGUUGAAGGAUCCUGGGAGUUUCACAAUUCCUUUGUCUCUUGAAAAACAAGAAGUUGGUAGAGCCUUCUGUGAUUUAGGGGCCAGUAUAAAUUUGAUGUCAUCCUCUUUGUUCAAGCAACUCGGAUUGGGGGCACUUAGACCUACUACAAUCACUUUACAACUAGCAGAUAGGUCACUAGUCAUGCCCGAAGGAAUUAUUGAGGAUGUGUUAGUUCGAGUGGGAAAGUUUAUUCUUCUUGCUGAUUUUAUUGUUUUUAGUUACGAGGCAGAUGAGGGAGUGCUCAUUAUUUUGGGGCGACCAUUCUUAGCUACUGGUGAAGCAAUUACUGAUGUGAGAGCAGGGAAGUUAAAAAUGAGAGUUGACAAUGAGGAGGUCACUUUUAAUGUGUACAAGGCACUUAAGCUUCCUAAGCAUUAUGGGGACUUGUGCAUGAUUACUGUGGUAGAAUCGAAGGGGAUAAAGCAGAGUCCUUAUGUGAAUUAUAGUGAUCCAUAUGGGACAACUGAGUUAAAGGAGGUGGUAUUUCCAGCUGAGCGUGUUAAGAUGAUUGAGAAAAGAACUAGAGAUGAAAGAGGAGACCUUCCGAGAGCGUGCAAAAAGGCUAGACUUCAUGGGAGAAAGAAGAAGAGAAAGCGCCCAGCCUGA
Nicotiana tabacum (common tobacco) is the source of this 1047-nucleotide messenger RNA. RefSeq lists its product as uncharacterized. Lineage: Eukaryota; Viridiplantae; Streptophyta; Magnoliopsida; Solanales; Solanaceae. The record is from RefSeq and is a predicted model, not a curated record.